This is a messenger RNA of Solea solea (common sole), 1557 nucleotides long. RefSeq names its product equilibrative nucleoside transporter 2-like. Lineage: Eukaryota; Metazoa; Chordata; Actinopteri; Pleuronectiformes; Soleidae. The record is from RefSeq and is a predicted model, not a curated record. The transcript has 13 exons. Gene Ontology annotation, biological process: adenine transport; hypoxanthine transport; nucleoside transmembrane transport. Gene Ontology annotation, cellular component: plasma membrane; basolateral plasma membrane. Bases 103 to 1377 code for a protein of 424 amino acids. Gene Ontology annotation, molecular function: nucleoside transmembrane transporter activity.
GUCGGGAUCGCCAGUUCACACUUGUGCUGCUGAAGCGCGCGGGAAGCGUGCGCGCGCUCCGUCUCACCAGAUACACACAACAAGAAACAAAACUAAAAAAGGAUGAGCCUCGAGAAGGAAAGCAAGGCACCUGCUGACCGCGGGCAGGCGGUCGCCCUCAUCGUCUUUGUGCUCGGUCUGGGAAUUAUGAUGCCGUGGAACUUCUUCAUCACAGCCUCUCAGUAUUUUAAUGAGCGCCUCAGCGUUGUCAACGUCACCGGUGUCGCCACUAAAGACUACCGGUACGACAACUGGAUGACGCUGCUCUCCCAGCUGCCGCUGCUCCUCUUCACCCUGCUCAACUCUUUCCUGCAUCAGUGGGUGAGUGAACGUAUCCGUGUGGUCGUGAGCUUGUGCGGCUCCUUCCUCCUUUUCUCCAUCACCGCCGCCCUGGUCACAGUCCCCAUGCAUCCGGACACCUUCUUCUCCGUCACCAUGGCGACCAUCUGGUUCAUCAACAUGGGCAGUGCGGUGCUGCAGGGCAGUCUGUUCGGGAUGGUCGGCAUGUUUCCUCAUCGCUACAGCACUCUGUUCAUGAGCGGUCAGGGAAUGGCCGGGAUAUUCUCCGCCAUCGCCAUGCUCUUCUCCAUCCUGAGUAACGCAGGUAAAAGUUCGGCAGCGUUGGGAUACUUCAUCACUCCAUGUGCGGCCACUCUGUUGACUCUGCUCUGUUACCUGGUGCUGCCACACCUGGAGUUUGCUCGUUUCUACCUGAACAGGACUGGAGAACUGGAACUCCUCAGCAGCUCAGACAGAAAGAUCUUAAAUGAUGUCAACCUCGAAGGCAAGUCACAGCCAAGACGACUGUCCGUCCUGGCCGUGUUCAAGAAGAUCUGGCUGAUGGCGCUGUGUAUCACGUGCGUGUUUGCCGUCACACUGUCGGUGUUUCCCGUCAUCACGGUGCGAGUGCACACCAUCUACAAGGGCAACGCUACCUGGGACCGAGUCUUCACCUGUGUUUGCUGUUUCCUCCUGUUUAACUCCCUGGACUUUGUUGGACGCAGCACUCCGUCUCUCAUCCAGUGGCCGUCAAAGGACAGCAUUCUGUUUCCUGUCGCCGUGUUGGCUCGUCUGGUCUUCAUCCCUCUGAUCAUGAUGUGUAACAUCGAGAACUCCAGGUUGCCUGUCGUCUUCAGACAUGACGGUGCCUUCAUCACCAUCAUAGCCUUGUUCUCCUUCACCAAUGGUUACCUGGCAACCCUCUGCAUGGCCUACGCUCCACAGUCGUUGCGCUUUAGUCUGGAUUGUGAGACCGCCGGAUCUCUGAUGACCUUCUUCCUGGUCCUGGGUCUGGCUCUGGGAGCAGCAUUCUCCUUCUUACUGGGAAACCUGGUUUAGGACAUUUCCAAUCUCAUCCAAUGAACAUGUAAAAAAAAAAACACUGCCUUUAUUUUAUUAAGUGAAGAUAUCGUUAACUCACUGUGAUGAAUUUGAAGUUGCUCUAUUUAUGUUGUAAUGUUUCAAAUAGUUUUAGAAAGUUGUGUUCUGUGGUAUUGUGGAUUUUGGACAAUGAAAAGA